Puccinia triticina is the source of this 1611-nucleotide messenger RNA. RefSeq lists its product as uncharacterized. The coding region runs from base 1 to 1611 and encodes 536 amino acids. Gene Ontology annotation, biological process: carboxylic acid metabolic process. NCBI's taxonomy places the organism in Eukaryota, Fungi, Basidiomycota, Pucciniomycetes, Pucciniales, Pucciniaceae. The record is from RefSeq and is a predicted model, not a curated record. Gene Ontology annotation, molecular function: isocitrate lyase activity. The transcript has 8 exons.
AUGUCAGACAGGGAACAGCAGAUCUUCGAACAGGAUGUCAACAGUCUCAAGGCCAAAUGGGCUAGCCCUCGAUACAAGGGUCUUGUCCGUCCUUACACCGCCGAGCAAGUGGUCGGAAAGCGCGGGACGUUGCCAAUCAGCUACCCUUCAGAUGUCGCCGGCAAGAAGCUUUGGAAUCUUCUUAGCCAACACUACAAAAAUGGAACGCCCAGUCACACCUAUGGGGCACUCGAUCCCGUUCAGGUUACUCAGAUGGCCAAAUACUUAGAAACCGUAUAUGUUUCGGGUUGGCAGUCCUCAUCCACUGCAAGCUCUACCAAUGAGCCCGGGCCUGAUCUUGCGGAUUACCCUUCGAACACUGUCCCGAAUAAAGUGGAGCACUUGUUCAUGGCCCAGUUGUUUCAUGAUCGCCGGCAGCGUGAGGCCCGCUUGAGAAUGACACCUCAAGAGCGAAUGAAAAUCCCACCAGUUGACUAUAUUCGACCAAUCAUCGCUGAUGCCGAUACUGGUCAUGGGGGUCUGACGGCAGUUAUGAAGUUAGCCAAGAUGUUUGUCGAAAAGGGAGCCGCUGGGAUUCACAUUGAAGACCAAGCGCCAGGAACCAAGAAAUGUGGCCACAUGGCUGGCAAGGUCUUGGUACCUAUUUCUGAGCACAUCAACCGAUUAGUCGCCAUUCGUCUUCAGUUUGACAUUAUGGGAGUAGAAAAUAUAGUAGUUUGUCGAACUGACGCUGAAGCAGCCACCUUACUGAGCACAAAUGUUGAUGAACGAGACCACGGUUAUAUCCUUGGAACAACUAAUCCCAACAUCGGCCAUCUAGUCGACCUGAUGAAUCGUGCCCAAAGCGAAGGCAAAUCGGGAGAAGCGUUACAAAACAUCGAGGACGACUGGACCUUGAAGGCCAACUUGGUUUUGUAUUCGGAUGCCGUCGCGGCAGAACUCAAAAUCCGAGGCGCUGCGCCCAACAAAAUAGCCGACUGGGUGAAAUCUUCGAUGGGACUGAGUCACCAAGCUGCAAAGUCUUUAGCCAAGAAGUACUAUGAUGUCGAAAUCUUUUGGGACUGGGACAUGCCACGUACUCGCGAAGGCUUUUAUCGCUACCAAGGAGGAACCGGUUGUGCCAUCAAUCGUGCAGUAGCUUACGCACCCUACUCUGACCUCUUGUGGAUGGAGACCAAGAGUCCGAUCUUGGCUCAGGCUCGGGAAUUCUCUCAAGGCGUUCGCUCAGUUUGGCCAGAUCAAUGGCUAGCUUACAACUUAAGUCCUUCGUUUAACUGGGACGCCGCAGGCUUAUCGACCGAACAAAUGAAGAGCUACGUUUGGGAAUUGGGUAAAAUGGGCUUUUGCUGGCAAUUCAUCACAUUGGGUGGUCUUCACUCUAAUGCAUACAUAUCCGACCUGUUCGCCAAAUCGUUCGCCAAGGAAGGUAUGAAAGCCUACGUUGAAGAGAUCCAACGAAAGGAAAGAGAGAUCGGCUGUGAGGUUUUGACCCAUCAAAAAUGGUCGGGCGCAGACUAUGCCGAUAACUUGCUCAAAACUUGCACGGGUGGUGUCAGCUCGACUGCCGCUAUGGGCAAGGGAGUCACCGAAUCGCAGUUUGGAAGCCAUUAA